Messenger RNA from Penicillium psychrosexuale, 654 nucleotides. RefSeq lists its product as uncharacterized. The record is from RefSeq and is a predicted model, not a curated record. Gene Ontology annotation, molecular function: ER lumen protein retrieval receptor activity. The transcript has 6 exons. The coding region runs from base 1 to 654 and encodes 217 amino acids. Gene Ontology annotation, cellular component: cis-Golgi network; membrane; endoplasmic reticulum. NCBI's taxonomy places the organism in Eukaryota, Fungi, Ascomycota, Eurotiomycetes, Eurotiales, Aspergillaceae. Gene Ontology annotation, biological process: protein retention in ER lumen; endoplasmic reticulum to Golgi vesicle-mediated transport.
AUGAAUAUCUUCAGGUUAUUAGCCGACUUCUCCCAUUUGGCGUCGAUCUUCAUGCUUCUGCAGAAGAUGAAGACGUCAAGCAGUUGUUCCGGGUUGUCGUUCAAAUCGCAGGUGCUAUACCUUCUCGUUUUUGUCACUCGGUAUCUUGAUCUUUUCUGGACGUUCACCGACUCCCUGUACCUCACUACGUUCAAGCUUCUGUUUAUCGGUUCCUCGGCCUACGUCAUCUACCUCAUGCUCAACGACUACAAACCCACACAUGAUCCCAACAUCGAUACUUUCAAAGUUCAAUACCUCCUCGGAAUUAGCGCGGUGCUCGCGAUUCUGUUUCCGCGCGAUUAUCGCAUCUCCGAGAUACUCUGGACUUUUUCCAUUUGGUUGGAGUCGGUUGCUAUAUUGCCACAACUAUUCAUGCUGCAACGAACCGGGGAAGCGGACACCAUCACCACCCACUAUCUGUUUGCUCUGGGACUCUAUAGGGCACUCUACAUCCCCAACUGGAUCUUCCGCUAUUUUACCGAAGCCUCCUUCCAACGCUCCUUCCAGCCUGUGAGCAUUAUCGCCGGAAUCAUCCAAACUUUGCUUUACUCCGAUUUCUUUUACAUUUACUACAACAAGGUUUUGAAGGGCAAGAAGUUCUCGCUUCCUGUUUAA